Ipomoea nil (Japanese morning glory) is the source of this 3633-nucleotide messenger RNA. RefSeq lists its product as uncharacterized. The coding region runs from base 1 to 3633 and encodes 1210 amino acids. The record is from RefSeq and is a predicted model, not a curated record. Gene Ontology annotation, biological process: telomere maintenance; DNA repair. Gene Ontology annotation, molecular function: DNA helicase activity. The transcript is spliced from 10 exons. NCBI's taxonomy places the organism in Eukaryota, Viridiplantae, Streptophyta, Magnoliopsida, Solanales, Convolvulaceae.
AUGGCAGAAGAUGAAGUUGGACAAAAUCAAUCUACCAAUCUAGAAAUCCAUUUUGAUAAAGAGAAUCAUAUCAAUUUUAGAGAUCAUGACACUUCAAUACCAUUACAAGAAUUCAACACCCCGUCAAGCAAUCAAAUGAAUGGUAAUCAAAACAAUCAUUUGCCAAGCACUUCAAAGUCCAUUUUGACAUGCAACAACACUUUAACAACGAAUAAGAGGCGUGUACUUAGGCCUCUUCGUAACAAUAUGGAAACCCCAUCUAGCACCGUGACUAAUGGUUCAUGUGUUGUUAAUAAAACCUUAACUCAAGGCAAUUUACGGUUUAAUCGGUUGUUAAUGCUAAAUUUGAACACUGUAACUAGAGGAUCAACUUCUCUUACAUCUUUGCAAAAUGGUUCAUGUGUUGUUAAUCCAACCUUAACUCAAGGCAAUGUACGGUUGAAUCGGUUCUUAAUGCCUGAGUUUGACAAUGUCAAUAGAGGAUCAAGUUCUGUUACAUCUUUGCAGAAUGGUUCAUGUGUUGUGAAUCCAACCUUAAAUCAAGGCAAUGUACGGUUGAAUAGGUUGUUAAUGUCCGAGUUUGACACGGUCACUAGAGGAUCAACUUAUGUUACAUCUUUGCAGAAUGGUACAUAUUUAGACUUUGGUGAUCCAAUAUAUUCAUGUGACCAUUGUGGUGCGGUGUUUUGGAUGGAAGAAAUGAUCAACCAAAUUUUGGGAACUUCAAGACCAAAGUAUUCGCUUUGUUGUACUCAUGGAAAAAUCAAGUUGCCUACUAAACCAACUCUGCCUGCUGCAUUGACUUUGAAUAAUGGUACUGCACCACCUGUUUUCCGCUUACACGGUCAGAAUUUCUACCUUUUGGGAAGCCUAAUGCCUGAAUUUGGCUCUCGACCGAAAGAAGAUGAUGUUCACAAUAAACUACAUGCAGAGAUAGUACAAGACAUACAAGACGCAUUAGAUCAAAACAAUGUCUUAGUAAAAAGUUUUCGCAUGGCAAGAACAGAGAUUGAAACAAAUCCGAUGGCAGAGAUUAAGAUCAAAUUAAUAGGAAAGAGGAAUAAGGAUGCGCGAACGUAUAAUUUACCACAAGUCAGUGAAGUGGCGGCUUUGAUAGUGGGAGACUUAGAUCCAAAUAUGGGAGAAUGUGAUAUCUUGGUGGAAUCAAGAUCUGGUAUUUUUAAAAGGAUUAGUGAAUUAAACCCGGCCUAUCUACCACUGCAGUACCCAUUGUUAUUCCCAUUUGGUGAAGACGGAUAUAGAGAGGAUAUUCAAUUCUCAGGUGUUCAACAACAAGGCCGACCUGGUCGUAUUAGGAUUAGUCCUAGAGAAUACUUCUCCUAUUAUAUUCAGGAUAGAAAAAAUGAGAUGUCAACAUUGUUGUUCGCAAGAAGGUUGUUACAACAAUUCCUGGUAGAUGCAUACACUAUGAUCGAAUAUGGGCGUUUAGUAUAUGUUAGGACCCACCAAAGAUCAUUGAGAUGUGAGUCUUAUAAAUGCUUGACAGAUGCUCUGACCCGUGGUGAACUUGAUCCAUCUGCCCAAGGCCGUCGAAUUAUUUUGCCUUCAACUUUUACAGGUGGUGCAAGAUAUAUGGUCCAAAAUUACCAGGAUGCGAUGGCAAUAUGUCGAUGGAUUGGGUAUCCAACUCUCUUUAUUACAUUCACAUGUAACCCAAAAUGGCCUGAAAUUGUCAGAUUUUUGGAAGAGAGAAGGUUAAAGGCAGAAGAUCGGCCAGAUAUAAUAUGUCGUGUCUUUAAGAUGAAGUUAAAUGCUCUAAUCAAGGAGAUUCGUAAAGAAAACAUAUUUGGUUCUGUUCUAGCAGUGAUUUAUACCAUUGAAUUUCAGAAAAGAGGUUUACCGCAUGCGCACAUAUUGUUGUUUCUGGCAAAUCACCGUGGGUCUGUGGCUGCAACAGAUUUAGACAACUUCAUUUCAGCAGAUAUACCAAGUGAGUUGUGCGACCCAGAGUAUCACAAAGCAGUAGAAGAAUUUAUGAUGCACGGUCCGUGUGGUACGUGUAGGAAGAAUUCACCAUGCAUGGUUAAUGGUAGAUGCUCCAAAUAUUAUCCAAAGAAAUUUGUAGAGAAAUCAACAAUGGAUGAAGAGGGUUAUCCUGUUUACCGUAGGAGUGACAACGGUAGGACCAUAAAGAAAAAUGGUAUUGAUCUAGAUAGCAGGUAUGUCGUUCCACACAACAGGCAUUUAUUGGUGAAGUAUAGGGCUCAUAUAAAUGUAGAGUGGUGCAAUCAAUCCAGAUCAAUUAAGUACUUAUUUAAGUAUGUGAACAAGGGGAAUGAUCGGGUUACGACUGAAUUCUACAACAGUGUUGCUGAUGAAGCUAAUGGAAAGGUAAUCGAUGAGAUCAAGAUGUAUUAUGAUUGUAGGUAUAUUUCACCCUGUGAGGCAGCAUGGAGGAUGUUCGCCUUUGAUAUACAGAUGAGGGAUCCGUCUGUAGAGCGCUUGAGCUUUCAUCUACCAAAUGAGCAAUCAAUCAUAUUUAAUGAUGAUGAUGUUGUCAAUGAUGUUGUUAACCGUUCAACUGUGAGACAAAGUAUGUUCACGGCAUGGUUUGAUGCUAACAGCAAAUAUAGCGAGGCAAGAAACUUGACUUACGCUGAAAUGCCAACAAAAUUUGUAUGGAAAAAAGAUAAGAGAGAGUGGCAUCCAAGGCAAAGGAAGUUUGCAAUUGGUCGUAUUUUUUAUGUUCCGCCAAAUAGCGGAGAAAUCUUCUAUCUUAGAUGUUUACUUAAUAUUGUGCGUGGACCAAGGUCCUUUGAUGAAAUUAAAUAUUUUGAGGGGGUGCAGUAUACUUCAUUUAGAGAUGCCUGUUAUGCACAUGGUUUAAUCGAGGAUGAUAAAGAGUAUGUUGACGCGAUUAGUGAAGCAGCGAUAUGGUCCUCAGCACAUUCUUUACGUAAAUUGUUUGUAACCUUAUUGACAUCAAAUUCAAUGGCGAAACCAGAGAAAGUGUGGGAUAUUGUUUGGCAAUACCUAGCUGAUGAUGUUGAGUUCAAUGCUAAAAGAAAUACAAGUAAUCCAGAUUUGAUGCUCAAUGACGAACAGAAGAAAAAUGGGGCACUAAUGGAAGUGGAAAAGUUGUUGAAUGCUUGGAACAAGUCUCUAAGUGAUUAUCCACCAAUGCCGAUGCCAGUGGAAAGUCAUGAAUACUAUUUCGGUAAUCGGUUGUUGUACGAAGAAUUGGCGUACGACAAAGAAGCUUUAAAGCUAGAACAUGAAUCUCUGUUUUCUAAACUAACUGAUGAACAAUUACUCAUAUACAACAAAGCGAUUGUGGAUGUUGAAUCUAAUAAAGGUGGUUUGUUCUUUGUUUAUGGAUAUGGUGGAACUGGCAAGACAUUUUUAUGGAGGACACUGUCGGCUGCUUUAAGGUCAAAGGGACAAGUUGUUUUGAAUGUAGCAUCAAGCGGUAUAGCCUCGCUACUUUUACCGGGUGGAAGGACUGCACACUCAAGAUUUUCUAUCCCCAUUGCAGUGAAUGAAGACUCAACUUGCAACAUUAGCCAAGGUAGUCCACUUGCUGAAUUGAUUAUAAAAGCUAAGUUAAUCAUAUGGGAUGAAGCUCCGAUGAUGCACAAACAUUAUUGCGAUUCACCAAUCCAAAAAGCUUAG